Brienomyrus brachyistius is the source of this 2389-nucleotide messenger RNA. RefSeq names its product X-prolyl aminopeptidase (aminopeptidase P) 1, soluble (gene xpnpep1). Lineage: Eukaryota; Metazoa; Chordata; Actinopteri; Osteoglossiformes; Mormyridae. The coding region runs from base 310 to 2193 and encodes 627 amino acids. The record is from RefSeq and is a predicted model, not a curated record. The transcript has 21 exons. Gene Ontology annotation, molecular function: metalloaminopeptidase activity.
UAGCGAUCCUAUUUAAAAUGUACCUGAGAAGCUAUUUGCGUAUUUACAAUAAUACAACAUUACACAUAACCGCGCAAAGAUACAACUCUGAAGCACAUGAAGCUCCCGGAAGACAUUACGCAUCACGUGACCUCCUGCGUCACGGCUGAAAUGGCAGCCCGCAGAUACACACUCUGAUAUCGGCGCUUGUUCUGUAGCCUAAUAUUUCUGUCCGUAAAAAGAGUGUCCACAGCAGCAAGAAGCGAACCAGGCAGAGGCUAAAGAUCAGAAAAUACAAGCGUGUGUUCGCAUACAUCACCUGGAAAGACCAUGAAACAAGACGGCAGCGCGAUGUCCCCGAAGAUCACCGCCGAGCUGCUUCGGCACCUGAGGCAGGCGAUGAAGAGCAGCAGGUACGUCAGCGAGCCGCUGCAGGCCUACAUCAUACCGUCGGGGGACGCGCACCAGAGUGAGUACAUCGCCCCCUGUGACUGCCGACGGGAGUUCAUCUGCGGAUUCAACGGCUCGGCAGGGACCGCCAUCGUGACGGAGAAGCACGCUGCCAUGUGGACGGAUGGGCGGUACUUCCUGCAGGCGAGCCAGCAGAUGGAUGGCAACUGGACCCUCAUGAAGAUGGGUUUGAAGGAGACACCGACUCAGGAGGACUGGCUGAUCAGCGUGCUUCCUGACAACUCCAGAGUGGGCGUAGAUCCUUGGAUCAUCGCGGCAGACCAAUGGAAAGCCAUGUCCAAGGCCCUGAGCGUUGCUGGCCACUCGCUGGUCGGCGUGCAGGAAAACCUCAUCGACGCCAUUUGGCAGGAUCGCCCCACAAGGCCCAGUAACGCUCUGAUCACGCUGGGGUUGGCGUUCACUGGCAUGACCUGGCAGGAGAAGAUCGUGGCUUUAAGGGCAAAGAUGUCGGAGCGAAAGAUUUCCUGGUUUAUCGUCACGGCUCUGGAUGAAAUCGCUUGGCUUUUCAACCUGCGAGGUUCGGACAUAGAGUACAACCCUGUCUUCUUCGCCUACGCCAUCGUUGGGAUGCAGACGAUAAGGCUAUGCAUUGACGGCAAGCGUGCCACCGACCCCGCUGUGAGGGAGCACCUGCAGCUGGACGCCCCUGGCGAACCGGACCUCAGGGUCCAGAUGGUGUCGUACGGGUUGGUGGAGGCGGAGCUGCGUGGCGUGUGCGCAGACCUCGGGCCCAAGGACCGCGUGUGGAUCAGCGACAAGGCCAGCUGUGCGCUCACGGAGAUCAUCCCCAAGGCCCACAGGAUCCCCAUUCCUUACACUCCUCUCUGCCUCGCCAAAGCGGUGAAGAACCCCACUGAGAUCCAGGGAAUGAAGACGGCACACAUCAAAGACGCAGUGGCUUUGUGCGACCUCUUCGCUUGGCUUGAAAAAGAGAUCCCCAAAGGCACGGUGACUGAGAUCUCAGCUGCUGACAAAGCAGAGGAGCUGCGUAGCCAGCAGAAGGACUUUGUUGGCCUGAGUUUUCCAACCAUUUCCAGCGUGGGUCCGAAUGGAGCUGUGAUACAUUACAGACCUCUGCCGGAGACAAACCGGACGCUGACCCUGAACGAAGUCUACCUGAUAGACUCGGGGGCCCAGUACCUCGACGGGACGACGGACGUGACCCGUACAGUGCAUUUCGGAACGCCCUCUGCUUUCGAAAAGGAGUGCUUCACCUACGUUCUGAAGGGCCACAUAGCCGUGAGUGCGGCCAUCUUCCCAAACGGAACCAAAGGCCACCUGCUGGACUCCUUCGCCCGCUCGGCAUUGUGGGAGUCCGGGCUUGACUACCUUCACGGGACGGGACACGGGGUCGGCUGCUUCCUCAAUGUCCAUGAGGGGCCCUGUGGGAUCAGCUACAAGACGUUCGCAGAUGAGCCCCUGGAAGCCGGCAUGAUCGUCAGUGAUGAACCUGGAUAUUAUGAAGAUGGAGCUUUUGGGAUUCGAAUCGAGAACGUUGUCUUGGUGGUUCCUACUAAACCCAAGUACAAUUACAGGAAUCGUGGCAGUUUGACCUUUGAGCCUAUCACGCUCGUCCCGAUUCAGGCGAAGAUGAUCAACAGUGAAAUGCUAACGCAGAAGGAGCGCGAUUGGUUGAACGAGUACCACAGGCAGUGCCGAGAGAUUGUCGGAGCCGAACUGGAGCGGCAGGGUCGCAAGGAAGCCCUCGAUUGGCUGAUCAGAGAAACUCAGUCAAUCAAGUAAUGAAAGCGUGUCAGCUGACGUGUAGGCAGGUCAGCCGUGACUGACCUGCGAUUCGCCCGCGAGUCACCCUUCCUUUACUUCAGAUCCUUUCCUGUCGGCCUCUCUUCACGCUGCCCUUCUUUUCUAAGACGCACAUUAUCUCUAUGGUUUUAUCUAGAUUCAGCGCGAUUAAGUAAAAAAAGAAAAACGCGGCAAA